CUGGGCGCACGCCGCUACCCCCCCCGCUGUACAGCCAGGGAUGUUGAGGCGACAAGCUAAGUUCAGGGAUCAGGGCUGUUACCCAAAACGAUGGAAUUGGUGAUUUUAUGCCAAUUAAUUACUAUCUUAUUUUUCUUGCUGGUGGGCGUGCGUGCCUUCCUCUGCCCGUGCCUUUUCUUGACCAGGCCAGGCUAGGUAUCCCCCCUGCCCCUUCUCAAUUCCCACACACACCCCGGACUAAAAGAGCUAACAGGGAUCAUCCAAAGCACAUGGGAGGACAUGGAUCUUCAAAAUUGCGCUGGGGAGGGGUCCAGGGUGUUAGGUUGUUCGUGAGGACCCUGUUUCUCCGCUCCGAAAAGCAAAAGUAACUUCCGUGGGCGACAGCCCAGAGAGAGCAGCAACCUCUCGCAGCCACACCCCGCUCCCACCACCCCCUAACAACCAUACACUCGCAUUGCUGUAAGGUACUGUACCCCAUCGAUUCACCAGCCGGGGGUACGUGAUUGUGGUAUUCGUAGGACUCAAUUAACCCUCGAAUCUGCCCUUUUCUUCAGUCUUAGAUUAUGGGGCACGGGGUG
Messenger RNA from Lasiosphaeria miniovina, 578 nucleotides. RefSeq lists its product as uncharacterized. The coding region runs from base 108 to 368 and encodes 86 amino acids. NCBI's taxonomy places the organism in Eukaryota, Fungi, Ascomycota, Sordariomycetes, Sordariales, Lasiosphaeriaceae. The record is from RefSeq and is a predicted model, not a curated record. The transcript has 2 exons.